Molecule: messenger RNA, 909 nt
Organism: Perkinsus marinus ATCC 50983
Lineage: Eukaryota; Perkinsozoa; Perkinsida; Perkinsidae
Exons: 4
Coding region: 1-909 (302 amino acids)
Biological process (GO): protein side chain deglutamylation; proteolysis
Molecular function (GO): metallocarboxypeptidase activity; zinc ion binding
Source: RefSeq, a predicted model, not a curated record
AUGAGAGUGAAGAUUUUGGCUACUUUCAACGUCACUAACCUGAGGAAGCGGAAAUCGCUUUAUAACAUGGGCAUGCGGCCUUUUACGUUGCAUUCUGGCAAUCUCGCUGAAGGAUGGGUCAGCGAUCGAUGCACGGACGUCUCUUACACUCAAAGCGCUCAAUCUCCUGAGCAAGCCCCCGCCGAUGGCGACAGCGCGAUCAACUAUAUCUUGAGCUUCCGCUACUGCUUCUCUAGUCACGGUUUGAAUGAGACUGUGGUCUUCGCCAUGGCGCCUCCACUGACCUACACGACUCUAGUGUCACACCUGCGCAUGCUCAGAGAUAACCAUACAGAGAACGAUCUGUGGCAGGUAGCGACGGGAAAUAACAGACCUGUCCAUGGUAGUUCAUUAGGAGCCUCUGGGGACCUCUCUUGGGGGCAUGCCUGUGCCUCUCCUUCUGGUCUCGGACUUCACACUGGAUCCAUCGAGCUUGCCCAACCAUUUGAAAUAUAUGGCGCAUCGACGUCCACUCAAGCUCCGUUCCGAGUCGGAUUGGUCGCAGUAUUUGUGAUAAUAGCGAGACAGCAUCCAGGGGAAACCGUGGGGAGUUGGAUCUGUCUGGGUCUGCUUCAUUGGCUUCUCAGCGACACUGCCAGGCAGCUGCGAGCCAAGUACUGUUUUCACAUCGUACCUAUGGUCAAUGUGGACGGCGUGGUUCAUGGUAAUUCAAGGACAACGCUUGCCGGUGUUGAUCCCAACCGAACUUGGACCGAUCCGAAUCCUGUUAUCCAUCCUGAGGUGAUCCUCAGUGGCUCAGAGUUGCCAUCGAGUGUGUCAGCUUUCGAGGUGUUCAAGUUAAAGGAGUAUCUUCAAGCCGUCGGACAGGAAGUGCUCGUCGAAACCCAACAUGAGCAAGGCGACUUGUAA